GUUUCUUCUUAGUCUUUUCACACAUAUACACACGUACCUCUAUACAACAAGACUAGUAGUACUUUGAGAAGUCGAACAAAGAAACCAUUCCGAAUUCCGAUACGACCUUCAACCAUUCACCUCCUCGUAGUAUUCCAUUCGACUCAGAUUUCCAUCAAAAUGUACGCUUCGACGUUAUUGGUAUCAUUACUCGGUGCUUCGACCGUUAUUGCAGCUCCAACAUGGCCGACGACCAACUGGGAUGCCGCUUCGCCUGAGGGCCUCAAAACCGUAUCGGAAUAUUUCAACAUGCUAGCAGAGAAGGUCCAAGUAGGAAGGUUUAUGUCAGCGGCACCGGUCUGUGAUCUUUCAAUGGCUCAAAUGGAUACAGCUCCUGUACCAUUAGAGGCUCCCUCUUCUGGGUUGAUAUUGAAGCAUGUGGCUAUAGGCCGUGGGACGCAGAACUACACGUGCGACGUGAACAAUGCCACAGCACCCCCUACUCAAGCGGGGGCCGUCGCUACUCUUUUCAAUGCAAGCUGUGUAGCCGCUACGUAUCCGGACCUACUCAAACUCCUACCGAAGCUCGCGUUGCAAUUUGAUCUCACCCCACUGGAGGACGUGCAUAUGGGCCCCACGAACUUAAUCAUCUCCGGCAAGCAUUUCUUCCCCAACAGCACGACGCCGUUCUUCAACCUCGACACGAACCAGUACCAUCUUGGCGAGGCGGGAUGCGAGAAGAAUAACCAGACGGCGGCGCCUGCUGAUGCACCAACGGGUCGACAAGGUGAGAAGGCUGUUCCCUGGCUGAGGCUCAAGACCCGAACGGGCGCUACGGGUAACUUGCAGGAAGUCUACCGAGUAGAGACAGCUGGUGGUAGUGCACCGGCGACGUGCGCGGGUCAACCUGCUUCAUUUGAGGUGCAAUAUGCAGCACAAUAUUGGUUUUAUGAGGGCACCUCUUAAGUGAAUUGAGCAAGCUUGCCAUUUCCAAAAGAAGUAAAAUUUAAAACCACUCAAAAAGGGAAGGGGACACGGGGUAUACUGUAUGUAAUAAGGGGGGUAGGCAUGAUAUGGGUUUCCUCGCCUGUACUCAUCCACCACGGGGAAUGUGUGACAGACCUCCCAUCUGGUCGAGGCACAGUACACCUCCAUCUUCCCCAGGGCGUUCAGGGCAGACACGAUAUCCAGCGAGUCACGCACGCGGCAUUGGAAACUACGAGGCGACGAAGGAGAGAGGCAUAAAUGUCUCCUUUUUUUCAUGAUUUAUACCAUUUUUUUAUUUUUAUUUUUAUAUCUCUUACAUAGUAUUAGCGAUUCAUCUUAUAAUACUUUUAUAAAGACAGGUGCCUACUCCGUAUAUUAGGUGCCUGGUGGUUUCUUCUCAUCUGAUUUCAUCUUUCUUUGAUGUUUGGCGCACACACCUAAGCAAUCGUGAUUGUACCAAUAAAUCCUCCACGCCUACGUCCAUCUAUCUACAUACCUACUUACGCGAUAGGUACGUAGGGAGUAUCAAACAUACCAAUAUCAUACAUGAUAGUACAUCUCUUGUAGGCCCCCGUCCGAUCCGACGUUCACUUUAAG
Hypoxylon fragiforme is the source of this 1563-nucleotide messenger RNA. RefSeq lists its product as uncharacterized. The coding region runs from base 160 to 945 and encodes 261 amino acids. Lineage: Eukaryota; Fungi; Ascomycota; Sordariomycetes; Xylariales; Hypoxylaceae. The record is from RefSeq and is a predicted model, not a curated record. The transcript has 3 exons.